Messenger RNA from Orycteropus afer afer, 1008 nucleotides. RefSeq names its product VPS26, retromer complex component B (gene VPS26B). Gene Ontology annotation, biological process: retrograde transport, endosome to Golgi; intracellular protein transport. The record is from RefSeq and is a predicted model, not a curated record. Gene Ontology annotation, cellular component: endosome; retromer complex. NCBI's taxonomy places the organism in Eukaryota, Metazoa, Chordata, Mammalia, Tubulidentata, Orycteropodidae.
AUGAGCUUCUUUGGCUUUGGACAGAGCGUGGAGGUGGAGAUCCUGCUGAGCGAUGCGGAGAGCAGGAAGCGGGCCGAGCACAAGACGGAGGACGGCAAGAAGGAGAAGUAUUUUCUCUUUUACGAUGGGGAGACGGUCUCCGGGAAGGUGAGCCUCGUGCUCAAGAAUCCCAACAAACGGCUGGAACACCAAGGCAUCAAGAUCGAGUUCAUUGGGCAGAUCGAACUCUACUACGACCGUGGGAACCACCAUGAGUUUGUAUCCCUGGUGAAGGACUUGGCCCGGCCCGGAGAGAUCACCCAGUCACAGGCCUUUGACUUUGAAUUCACCCACGUGGAGAAGCCAUAUGAAUCCUACACAGGGCAAAACGUGAAGCUUCGGUAUUUCCUUCGAGCCACCAUCAGCCGCCGCCUCAACGAUGUUGUCAAAGAGAUGGACAUUGUCGUUCACACACUUAGCACAUAUCCUGAGCUGAACUCUUCCAUCAAGAUGGAAGUUGGGAUUGAGGAUUGUCUGCACAUUGAAUUUGAAUACAAUAAAUCCAAAUACCACUUGAAAGAUGUCAUUGUAGGGAAGAUAUAUUUUCUACUGGUGCGAAUCAAGAUCAAGCACAUGGAAAUCGACAUCAUCAAACGGGAGACGACUGGGACAGGCCCCAAUGUUUACCAUGAGAAUGACACCAUCGCCAAGUAUGAGAUCAUGGAUGGGGCACCUGUGAGAGGUGAGUCCAUCCCAAUCCGGCUCUUCCUGGCAGGGUACGAGCUCACCCCUACUAUGCGGGACAUCAACAAGAAGUUCUCUGUCCGAUAUUACCUCAACCUGGUGCUGAUUGAUGAGGAAGAACGGCGCUACUUCAAGCAGCAGGAAGUGGUGUUGUGGCGGAAGGGUGACAUUGUGCGGAAGAGCAUGUCCCACCAGGCAGCUAUUGCCUCACAACGCUUCGAGGGCACAGCCUCUCUUGGGGAGGUGCGGACCACCAGCCAGCUGUCUGACAACAGCAGGCAGUGA